Messenger RNA from Pichia membranifaciens NRRL Y-2026, 390 nucleotides. RefSeq lists its product as hypothetical. The transcript has a single exon. The record is from RefSeq and is a predicted model, not a curated record. Gene Ontology annotation, biological process: cellular response to oxidative stress. Gene Ontology annotation, molecular function: glutathione disulfide oxidoreductase activity. Bases 1 to 390 code for a protein of 129 amino acids. Lineage: Eukaryota; Fungi; Ascomycota; Pichiomycetes; Pichiales; Pichiaceae. Gene Ontology annotation, cellular component: cytoplasm; nucleus.
AUGAAUACUACUCUUGUAAUUAUUCUACUUUUCAUAGCCUUCAAGUUGUUUUCCGUACUCAGAAGAUACUUAACCACCACACCACGACAAAUGUCUCAGCAAACCAUCUCCCAAGUCGAAGAGUUGAUCAAAACCAAACCAGUUUUUGUUGCAUCCAAGACUUACUGUCCUUACUGCUCUGCAACCAAGAAAUUGAUCAAUGAGAUUUAUCCUGAAGCUUACAUUUUAGAACUAGACACCAUGGAAGAAGGGUCUGAGAUUCAAGAUGCAUUGGCUAAGAUCACUGGUCAAAGAACUGUUCCUAACGUUUUCAUCAACGGUAAACACAUCGGUGGUAACUCGGACCUACAGUCUUUGGGCAAGGAGAAAAUUAAGAAGUUGAUUGGCUGA